Messenger RNA from Aphanomyces astaci, 6926 nucleotides. RefSeq lists its product as hypothetical. The record is from RefSeq and is a predicted model, not a curated record. Lineage: Eukaryota; Oomycota; Saprolegniomycetes; Saprolegniales; Verrucalvaceae. The transcript has 21 exons. The coding region runs from base 29 to 6829 and encodes 2266 amino acids. Gene Ontology annotation, molecular function: calcium ion binding.
UGCACCCCCGCGACCUUUCGCGGUAACUAUGUUGAAGACGCUCGUGAAGCGAGCGCUGAGGAAAGACUCUAGCGGGGAUGAACAAGGCACGAACAGACCUGCUGCAAUUAUCGUCAAGAACAAGAGCUCAAAGAAGAACAAGCAAAGCAGAGUCCUCGACACGGCCGUGUUCCACGCCAUCACAAAGGCGGUGGUGGAGCGCCGCAAGGUCAGCAGCACGGAGCUGUGCCAGACGUUCGAAAAGCUCGACGAACACGAGGUGGGUCUGCUCACCGAAGCCUCGUUCACCAAGGGGCUGGUCAAAAUUGGUAUCAAGCUGAAGCCGGACCAAGUUGAGUCGUUGGCCGACUGCUUUCGUCGCGAAGUCAAGCAGAAGAAGAACGCUCCAGACAUAGACUAUUAUGCGUUUGUGGACUUUGCCAUCCAAGAGCGCGACACCGACGUCUUGGUGGCCGUGGGUGACAAGCUCCGUCGUGCCAUCGCUUCGUUUGACAAGAAGGCGGACGAUCGGCAGCCGUGGAAUGCUAUGGACGAACUCCGGCGACUCGACAAGAAAGAGCGCGGUCGAAUCUCGCCGGACGCCUUUCGAACUUUUCUCGAGUCGAAUCGAUCGAUUGAGUUUGAGCUGUCGAUGAAACAAGUGUCGGCGGUCACUGAGCGCUUUGAGUUUGAAGACGACAAAGGAACGAGCGGUGUCGACUACGAGCAAUUCGCCACGUGGUUGCAGCCAUCGUUGCAUGUGGACGUCGCCCAGCUCCAUGUCCAUAUCAAGCGCUUGUUUGCCAAAGCCCAAGCCGAAUGCAAUCUGAGCCUCAAGACCAUCUUUGAAGAAAUUGACGACGACGACAGCGGCCACGUCACGGCCAGCGAACUCAAGGAAGCGUUGAGAAACUUGGGGCUGCCCAUCACAGACACGCAAAUCAAAUGUUUAGUCGACGAGUACGAUGUGAAUGGGGACGGCAAAAUUGACUACAGCGAGUUUACGUCGGCGUUUGCCGCCAAGCGCUCCACCUCAGGAAACGUCAAUGACAGCGACGACAACGACAACAGCAGCAACCAUGACAUGAACAAGAAAAAGAAGCAACCCAAACAACGCGACGACGCACGACGACCACUCAUUCCCGUGGCGACACAAACCGCGAUUGAAAAAGCAGUCGUGCGCAAAGAUGGCCAUCGACUCAGUGGGAAAGUGCUCUGUGCUGUAUUUGAACAGUCCGACACUCACGAACUGGGCCAUCUGGACGACGCGACGUUUGCCAAAUGUGUGGGGAAACUCGGUCUGAAACUCAAAUCGGCGCAAAUGAAACAAGUUGUCGAGUGUUUUCGCGUGCGGCCCAACCAAAAGUCCAAAACGAAGGAUGUGGUGGACUAUUACGGGUUUGUCGACUAUGCCAUCAACAUCCCAGACACGGACAAGUUGACGGCUAUUGGGGAUAAAAUGCGUCGAGCCAUCAGCCGCCAUGACAAGAACGCAAAACAUGACAACGAGCCCUUCAAUCUGGGCGGGGCGCUUCGGAAGUUGGACAAGAAGGAGCGCCAGUGGCUUUCGUCGGACGUGGUGCGGGGGUACUUGGAGUCGUCUCAUGGUUCUGUGGACUUUGAGCUGACGUCGAAGGAGGUAGCGCUCCUCGUGGGCCGUUUUGAGUUUGAGUUUGACUCAGCCAAAGCAUCCAACCUCGCGGUCGACUACGAGCAGCUCGCGACGUGGGUGCAGCCGGCGUUGAAUGUAAACGUCAAGCAGUUGCAUACACGAGUGAGUAUGCUGCUCCAGAAGGCCAAAAACGAGCACCAGUUGAGUCUCAAAAACGUGUUCGAUGCCAUCGACGACGACCGCAGCGGCAGCAUCAACCGAAGCGAGUUCAAGCAAGCGCUUCACGUGAUGGGCCUGCCGCUCACGGAAGCGCAGGCAUACUGCCUCGUGGACGAGUACGACACGAGCGGCGACGGACGCAUCCAGUACAGUGAAUUUGCCUCGGCGUUUGGAUCGAAAGCAACAUCGUCUUCGAAAGAUGAAAGUGAAGACGACAACACGAAAAAAGAUGCCCCCAAAACGAAGGCGACGAGGUUGGUGCCAGUGGCGGCGGAAGAAGCCAUUGCCACCGCGGUGCGGGGGAAGCGGAAGCUCAGUCCGGCCGACUUGUGCCAUGCCUUUGAAAAGUACGACAAAGGCGACCACGGGGGGGGGCUGAUCGACGAGGCCACAUUCACUAAAGUUGUGGGGAAAUCGCUCGGGAUUAAACUCAAGUCGGAGCACUUGAAAGUGCUCGUAGAGUGCUUUCGCAAGGGCAAAUCAUUCAAGUCGUCCAAGUCUAAGACCACCGCAGACAUUGAUUAUGUUGGAUUUGUGGAUUUUGCUACCAACAUCCCCGACACGGCCAAGGUGGCGGCUAUCGGCGACAAGAUGCGCCGGGCGAUUAAGCAGUACGAUGCGUCGUCCACCGAUCGACAGCCGUUCAACGUUCUCGAGGACUUGCAAUCACUUGACAAGCGCGACACUGGGCGAUUGAAACCGAAUGUGUUUCGCGAAUAUGUCGAGUCGAAUCCACGGAUCGAGUUUGGCUUGACAGAACAGGAAGCCACGAGGCUCACGGAGCGGUUCGAGUUUGAGUACGCCGACAAGAGUGCGGGGGUGGACUACGACCAAGUCGCCAAGUGGCUGCAGCCGUCAUUGCAUUACAACACGAACGAUCUGCACAAGCACGUGUCCAAAUUGUUUGCAAAAGCCAAGAAAGACGGUCACAUGUUGAGCUUGAAAGCCAUCUUCGAAGAUAUCGACGACGACGGGUCGGGACAUGUGACGCGCAUGGAGCUCGGCGACGCCCUCAGCGGCAUGGGGCUUCCCCUCACAUCCGGCCAAAUCAAAUGUCUUGUCGACGAGUACGAUUUGAACGGUGACGGGAAAAUCCAGUACGACGAGUUUGCCAAGGCGUUUUCCAAACCCGUCGAUGGCAGCGAUGGCAGCGGCGAUAGUAGUAGCGACGAAGCAACACGUCGGAAGCAAAAGAACCACCCGGUCAAGUCCCCCAGACCUAGCAAAUCCAAGCCAAAGACGACAAGGACGACUUUGUUAACCUCUGCGACCCUCGACGCGAUCGCCCACGCCGUUCGAGGCAAACGCAAGAUCAGCGCCACGGAACUGUGCGCUGUGUUUGAAAAGUACGACACGGACGAAUCGGGGCUACUGGACCCUCCGGAGUUCACCAAGUGCGUGGCAAAGAAGCUCGGGAUCAAACUCCAGAAAGACCAACUCAAUGCCGUCAUCGACUGCUUUCGAAAGGAUGGCCGGGUCGACUACUACGGAUUUGCCGACUUUGCCGUGAGCACGCCCGACUCAGACAAACUUUGCGCCGUGGGGGACAAGAUGCGCCUUGCAAUCGACACGUACAACAACCAGAAUUCAGACUCGAAGCAGCCGUUCAAUAUGAUGCACGAACUGCGCAAACUGGACAAGAACGAUCGAUGGCGGUUGAAGCCCCGUGUGUUUCGGGGGUAUUUGAAAUCGAACAAGACCGUGACGUUCAACCUGACUGACAAGGAAGUGGAGCUUGUGGCGUCGCAUUUCGAGUUUGAGUACGCCCACGACGACGACGUCGGGGUCGACUAUGAGCACUUUGCCAAAUGGGUCCAGCCGCAGCUACAUGUGAAUGUCGCCGACUUGCACAUGCAUGUCAAGGCACUGUUCCACAAGGCGAAAAAGCAAUGCAAUUUGAGUCUCAAGCAGAUUUUUGAAGACAUUGACGACGACGACAGCGGGUACAUAACACGCAACGAGUUCCAAACUGCCCUCCGCGGCCUGUCGCUCCCGUUGACAGACACACAAAUCCGGUGUUUAGUCGACGAGUACGACAUGAACGGCGACGAUCGCAUCGAGUAUGCCGAGUUUGCCCAAGCGUUUGCAGUCGCCCCAGACACUGACGAGUCCGAUGCAAAGUCGGAAACAAGUGGGGCGGAAACCGAAUCGUUUCGAAACCGGAUAGUCCGGAGGUGGGGCAAAGUGAAGAAACUGGCGGGGCGGCAACGCAGGAAGAACGAAGGAGUAGAUGACGACGAAGAUAAGGACGAGUCUGACCGUAAAACAGCCAAGAAGACACUGGCCACGAUUAAACAUCUGUUCAGUCCCAAAUCAGCCAAACCUUCCAAGAAACAACGGCAUGUGUCGAGCGAGUCGGAUAGCGACCCCCCCACAACGAAGUCAUCGAACAAAUCAAAGACAGGCGCCGUCGAGUCUAGUGACAGGGACAAGCCAAAGACACCAACAACUACAAAGACCCCCAAGAAGAAAGAACAUUCCAAGCCAGUCGAAACCACUAACCACAGCAGCGAUGACGAUGACGAUUAUUCGGAUUCACGCAAAAAGAAGCAAACUAGCAAGACGUCACGGUCCAGUCCAACGAAAUCAGCAAAGGGAGGCCAUGCUCAAAAGGCCAAGAAAGGGGGACAAUAUGCCACAAGUGACGACGACGAGGCAGUGUCGCCUUCCAAGACAUCACCGCGAAAAUUGAAUAAGCAAAAGGCGGCGUUGGCAGCAGAUGAAACCUCGGACACCCAUUCGUCGCCGCGAAAGAAGGCAAAGAAGACAAAGCACAAAAAGAAACCACAACGCCAAUCGGACGGUUCAGACGACUCAAGUCCUGUGCGAACAUCGUCGCCGUCCAAACGUAAUCACACAUCACGUCCCCACGAGCGUUCGUCUUCUACAAGUAGCGUACAGUCCUCGUCGCCUCGCAAAGCCUUUCAGCGAGGUAAACCGUCAAGGAAGAAAAAGCCAAGAGCGCCAGUCCAAUCGUCGGAUGACGGCGACGACGCGCCAUCGUCUGGCAUGAGUGUGUCGGACCUGCGCAAGUUCAAAGAUCGGGCAAGGUCGAAAUCAAAGCACAAGAGCCACAAACAUCGGAGGGAUUCCAGCACCGACUCGAACGCGUCGGACGCAGAGUACUUUGAGCACAUGAAGGCAGCGCUUCGCACGGCGUUUGACUUCUUCGACGUCGACUAUAGCAACUCGAUUGACAAGGACGAACUUGGGCACAUUCUACGAGCUGUGGGGGACGACGUGACGGUAGAUGAACUACACGAGAUCAUGCGGCAGGUCGACAUGGAUGCCAGCGGCCAGAUCGAUUUUGACGAGUUUUACCUCAUGAUGAAGACGCGGCUGCGCACCAAACAGUGGGCGUUCAACGCUCAAACUGAAAUGGACGUGAGCGCAAUUUUCGACCACAUGGACACGGACCACAACGGCGCAUUGGAUAUUGCCGAGUUCCAGCACGCAUUGCUGCAGCAGAUGAAGGUGCCACUGACACAGGACGAGUUCUACGCACUCCUUGACGAAGUGGACACCAACAACGACGGCACCAUCGACUUGCACGAGUUUACCUCGUUUAUGAAGGUGGUCCAAGAUGUGUCGACGGCGGGCUACCACAACGAUGCGACGCGGGGCAUUCCAAGAGCGGCGCUGUCGGCCAUGAAAAAAGUCGUUCGAAGGGCGCCAGUGGACCCUGAAUCGAGUCUGUUGAUGCUCCUGGGAGUCCCGACCAACUUUCGACCGUCCGUGACCUCGACCGCUGUCCGCAUGCGCAAGCACACGAUGGAAUACGUGCUGUCGUUUCCCCCGCCAGAGGUGAUUUACAACAUGGCUCAAGCGGGCAACUUGGUCACAGUCCCCGCCCAACCCCCCCAGGAGGCGUGGCUGGGGGUUGAGAAGUCCGAGGCGCAGCAUUGCCAGGCUAUUGUGUCGCUGAAGCAAGCCAAGGGGGUGCCGACACCGUACGACAAGCGGCAGCAGGACGUAGUCGGGCGGAAGGUCCGCGUGUGCUUUUUCGAUGUCGGCGACAUGUCUGGCACGGUGGCCGCGUCGAGCGCCCGCCCCAUGAGUGGCAACAUUGUCGGCAACAUCCACGAGAUCCCCGUGGCGUGGAACAAGGGCGAAGAAGACGUGUGGAACUUCUCCAAGUCGUCUACCAAGGCCGACGACUAUAAGUUCAUUAUGCGAACCAAUGCCCCCAAGGACGACUUGUACCUGUUUAUCGAGUUUAUUGUCGACUUGGUCAGCGAGUCGGCGUCUGAAAUGAAGCGAAGAGAACGAAAACAGACGAAAGAGGAGAUGCCCCCACCGUUGUCGGAUACUAGCAUUGAAAUGACCUGCUGCUGGGCCAAGGUUCCGCUGGUGAAUUUGCUAUCGACGACUGUGGACAUCAUUCGACUGGAAGAGCCUCUCUUCGGCGGCACUAUCCUAAACCCCGUCGAAUUGGACGAAGACGAAAUAUCUCGGCGGCGCUACGGCUGGCGAGCGAUUGCCAAGGCGCUUAAACCCUACACACCACCAAUGUUGUCUAUCAAGAGCUUACAGAUCCCGAAAUUGAGUGUGCAGGAAAAAUUGCAAAUCGCGCAACUGCCGUCUACGGUCGUCGCUCCCUACAGCGCUGUUCCCAUGUUGCAAGAGUACAUGCUGCUCAUGAUGUCUGUGCUGUCGAACCUUCAAAGUCCAUCGUCAGUGCAUACAUGCGAGCCAGCCUUGAAACUGUUUCCCAAGAUCUUGGAUGACCACAUUGUGUACGAAGCAUUUCGCUUGGUGUUUGACAACGAAAUGCGGGGACCGUUCAAGACGCCGAAUGAUCGCACUCAGCGGUUCUGCGACCUUGUACUUCGCAUGUGGCCAGCGUUUAUCGUCCCCAAGCCACGCAUUGCCGACGAAGAAACGAAAGAGUGCGAGUCCAAAGACGAUCGCGCCAAGCACAUGCAUAGCAUGGCCAAAGGAAAGUACGGCCUGCGAGACGUCAAGGAAACCAGCGUUCCAUUCCACGUUCGCGAAGUAUCGUUUCAACGACUGAUAUAACAAAUGAUUUUAGCUGGUGGAGAGAACCUGACUGUAAUCUUGUGAGGCCCACCAUUCAGCAAAUUAAGCACCAUGCAUUGCUUUCGCAAUACUACCG